Messenger RNA from Pseudo-nitzschia multistriata, 2229 nucleotides. The record is from the annotation of a GenBank genome assembly. NCBI's taxonomy places the organism in Eukaryota, Bacillariophyta, Bacillariophyceae, Bacillariales, Bacillariaceae.
GUAUGUUCGUAUUUCGUAUCCAAACUCCAAACAGAUAUCCAAACAGAUAGGUACGGUACUACMCGUACGAGUACGUACGUACAGUAUUGCCUUCCGACUUACAGUACGGUAGUUCCUAGCCAUGUUUGCACCAAAAUAUGUACGGUACGUCGUACCGGGAAGUUCAUUCUCGUUUACUGUAUCUGCUCUAUCUAUCUGGUACCGUAAAUACUAAAUACACCGUACGAACGGUACGUACCGUACCACAUGUCAUUGUUUCGAUUAAUUUUUUUCUGAAAAAACGGAAAACGAAAAAAUCCGUCGGAACCGGUACCAACGCAACAUGGUUCAUUCCUAUCGUACCACGGGGGAUGGAUAAGCUGAUUGCUGUGUUGGUGGGCAUUGGGCGUUCGAAUUACUAUCGGUCACUUCCACAGCAGCACAUCCAACGCAGUCGAGAUGGACGCCACAGCAKCGCAACCCGUCAUUGACUUGGUUGAAACCAGCAGCAGCAGCAACAAGAAAAAGAACAAGAACAASAACAACAACAACAAGAAUCACUCGUCCGACCAAAACACCGUCGUCAUCGACAGCGAAAGGAAAAAGGACGAACGUGGGCUCGGAGGAAGACCAAGKGAUGCUGCUUCCCUCGGUUCUAUUGCAAAGCGAAGAAGGAAGAGAAAGGAGACGUUUCCUGGAGAUCACGCGUCGGUUCCGAUCCCUCCCGAUGCCGAGGUGGUAGAUCUUUUGGACGACRACGACGACGACRACGAAAUAACAGCGGCAGCGACAGAAGCACCCAACGGUCAGGACGAGAGCUGCAUGCACAACAGCRCCGGAUUCAAUCCWMUCGGWUCGUUUUCUAGACGAGACAGAAAGCGAAAAUUCCCAGGAGCGACGGCCACCAGCGUGACCAAGAACAAACACAGCAACAAACUCCCCGGAAGCGAAGCGGGGGCCGCAAUCGACGUCGAUGCCGACUCCCACUGCCCCCGACCUUCGUUUCAACAACAUCAACAACAACAGGAACAACAACAACGGCCACGAGGUCAAGGAUCGCCCUCGAUUGUCCUCGAUCCCGGCGACAAGGCUCGGAUGACCACCGGGCUCGUCUCUGCCAUCCACAACGCCGCGGCAGCCCUGUCUGGAUCGGCGACGGACACGGAAGCAUCCACGAGCGUGGCUUCCACCACCGACCGCCCCUCGAGAUAUGCCUGGACCUGCCUGUCGUGGGCCACGGCAGGCACCGCAGACACAGACGCGRUCGCAGCCUUUCUCCCGCAGCACAUCCAGCAGCCCGAUUCCUGGUCCUGCGGCUACCGGAACUACCAGAUGAUGCUCUCGGCCCUGCUCCCGCGCCUGCUCCUGCUGCGCACCCGCCGGGCACGGGAGCMSCCAGAGCACCACUUUCUUUUUUCGAAGCUCCCCCUGCGCCUCCCUCCAACUCCCACGGAGCUCCCCACCGUCAAACAGCUCCAGGGGUCMCUCGAGCGAUUCUGGGAAGAGGGCARGGACCCGGAGGGAGCCMKGCACUACCGACACUCCCUGUCCGGAAAAACCGGCAGGGGGGCAAAGAUCGGGGCCCUCGAGGUCGCCCACCUGUGCUGGUACCACGGCAUCGACGCCGCCGUCCUGCAGUUCAUCCGGUGCCCCUGCUCGAGGGGAAUGCUCCCCUACCUGGUCCUGGCCUAUUUUGCGAGGAACCCGCGAACCCUUUCUUGCCACUCCGCCCCGUCGCUGGCCGGGUCCUUGCUCUCGGAAGCGGCCAGGCUUUCGUCGGAGUUUGCCUCGCCGGUACCAGCCCUGCCGGAACGAACGGUGGCCCCGCGGAAACCUUCGGGGGUCCACGGCGAGGGCUUUCACGUUUCGCCCCCCCUGCCGCUCUACCUCCAAUGGGAGGGGCACUCCGUCACCGUGGUUGGCAUCGAGGCCGAUGUCGGUGUCGGUCCCACCCACGACGAGCGGCCGGCCUUUCGCCUGCUGGUGCUGGAUCCAYUGGCACCGAGCGGGGGAGCGCGCAGCGAUCUCCCGUCGUCGGCCUCGCUGCCGUGGGGAAGGAUCCGGCACAGGGACCUCCAGAUCGUCCUGUGCACGGAACGGUCCCUGGCCUAUCCAGAGCGAAGCGCGGUUCCGGAGGGAAGGAUCUUCACCGCGUCGGAGGAGGCGGUCCUGCGAGCGGCCUUGGGCUAGCCGGAAACGAGUCCGGACGAAAACGAAAACGAUUCGAAGCGAAGCGAAGCGUAGCGAAAC